Messenger RNA from Python bivittatus (Burmese python), 3922 nucleotides. It is a transcript of the gene ANKRD49, whose product is annotated as ankyrin repeat domain 49. NCBI's taxonomy places the organism in Eukaryota, Metazoa, Chordata, Lepidosauria, Squamata, Pythonidae. Gene Ontology annotation, molecular function: ubiquitin-protein transferase activity; protein binding. Gene Ontology annotation, cellular component: BRCA1-BARD1 complex; BRCA1-A complex. The record is from RefSeq and is a predicted model, not a curated record. Gene Ontology annotation, biological process: protein K6-linked ubiquitination.
CCCGAGGAAGGCCGGAAGUGUCCUAGACGGGAGGGGAGCGAGGCCUGCCGGGGCGGUGGAGGAGCUGGGACUGCAGCGCCUGCUCUCUGUGCAAUGCGGAGGGCGACUCUGGGUCUCCUUCAGCACGCGUCUUGCCCCGGAGCCAAGGAGGUUUUGAAGCGUAUAUGCCGAGGAUUGUAUUUAUCCCACUGCUGCAUGCACGCCUUUAUUUAUCUGUGCGUGUCCAGUCUCUGUUUCCUGGAUGCCCGUAAGGCUUAACUGAGUCACCUUAAAGGGAUCCAUAGCUUUCGGUGAUUUGGUCAUCAUUUCUCUAAAUUAUACCCCCAACUUGGCUCAGACUUUGCACGGUGUAAGAAUAUGGAGAGAGCUGCUGAAAAACGACUUGAACGCCAAGAAAAAUAAAACAGUACUGUGUGAGGUAAAACUCCUUGAAGCCCUCAUAAUGUUGCUAAAGUUUAAAUUCUCUCUUUUUUUUCCAGGUGGGACUAGUAGUACUUUUGUCCUAGGGGAGAAAUCUUGCUCUGUAAAAAGGAAGUGAGGAAAAAGAAAGCCUUUACGUUAUUUUCUCCAACAACAGCUGAACUUAGGGGAACUCUAGAGAGGGGUGGGCAGCCUUUUGUUUAUCGCAAAGAUAUCUUUAAGCCACCUGAGACCACACACCCCUCAUGAACUGGACUUGAGUCCAACCUGUGUGCCUCCUCCUCCCAAUCUGGCAGGGGCCUGACAGGGUCCUCACUAAUUGUAGCACUUGUAGCUACAAUCCCUAGAGGAUUGCUGAACCUUAAAGAAGCAAACCUUAAUCCCUCCAGCACAUUGCUGCUUUAGACUUUGGAAACAUAGGCUUCCUGGAUCUUUGAAACAACCCUGAUGAGUUGGGUUUCACAGCCUGAAAGAGCCAGCCAAUUUCACCUGAACUGUUGAUCCAGACUCACACAAAGGAGCAGUAUCUAUUCUUUGGACUGAUCUGAGUCCCCACCUCCAGAAGAAUCAUGGCUUCAGGAAGACCCAGCCAAAGAGAACUGGCAAACAGCUUUGGAUAGAGAGCCCCUAUCUUCUUUCUAGGGAUCCAUCUAAGACCAACCAUUGAGGACAUGACCUGGGCGGAGUGCUAACGUAGUUCACUACUGCAGAGAAAAGAUUAUUUUUUUCUCUUUCUGCCCUAGCCCUCUUCAAUCCAGAAAUUCUUGUGCAUAACCUUUUUUUUUCCAUUCCCAAAGUGUUGCCUGUUGAAAGUGUGUUCUGUGUGGGGGAAUGAAACAUCUUAUCCAUUUGUCUCCCUAUUUAUUAUGGCAAGAAGCCCCUAGUAUUCUUGCUUUCUUUUUAGUGGCAAGAAUCUGUUUUUCUCUUUCAGCCUUCUCCUUCUGUACCUGAAUGCAGUACAAAGUGAAUUGCUUCUUGAAAUCCCCCUCACUCUCUGAACUUGGUUUCACCUUUAAAUUGAAUGUGCUACUUUCUGAACUUCUCCAUCUCUCCAUGAAUUCAUUGGCCUAAAUUCCUCAUCAUAAAAUGGUGGUGAUGUUGCUGCCACUAGCUCUUGUUACCAAUCGUUAGCAAACUCUGUUGGCAAGCCACUGGGAAAUGAGUUAAGAAAGAAGUGGAACACUUUUGCUGGUUUAGAGACAGGCAAACCAAAGCCUGCAAAAUGAAUGAAAACAGAACAUCAUCUGAGAACAACAACACUGACGAGGAGGCAAAAGACUUUGCCGACAGCUUUAACCAGCUUGAACUACUGGAAACCCACCGGCAUCUUAUCCCCAGAGGAACACAGAGUCUUUGGUCUGGAGACUCUGAUGAGGAAGACCAGGAAGAAAAAACAGAGGAAUGGUACCAGGCACAAGAGAAAAAGUUGGCAAAUAGCCCAGACAAGCUUCUGCUUUGGGCAGCUGAAAAAAAUAGGCUUAACACAGUGCAAAGGCUCUUGUCUCAAAACCUUGCACCAAUAAAUGUCCAGGAUGAAGAUCAGUAUACUCCUCUUCACCGCGCUGCCUAUAAUGGACACUUGGAAAUGGUGCGUGAGCUGAUUGCUCAUGGUGCAGAUGUCCAUGCAUUGACCGUGGAUAGCUGGACACCUCUGCACAGUGCUUGCAAAUGGAAUAACACAAAAAUUGCCUCAUUCUUGCUCCAACAUGGGGCAAACGUCAAUGCUCAGACCAACGGGUUGCUUACACCCUUGCACUUGGCAGCCGGAAACAGAGAGAGCAAGGAAACUCUUGAACUGUUACUCAUGAAUCGAUAUUUAAAGCCAAAUCUCAAAAACAACUUGGAAGAGACGGCUUACGAUAUUGCUCGGAGGACUGAUAAAUAUCAUUACUUGUUUGAAAUCAUUGAACAUUGCACAAACUCUGUCACAGAUUCUUAGGAAUUGUAAACACAGCACACACUGCCAGAACGUUUGUAAGAAAUCUAUUUUGUCAUUGUAUUCUCAACGCUUUAUGUCAUAACUUUAUUCCUGCAGGUGCUGAAAUGAGGCCCUGUUGGGUAACACUGACAUUAUUUUUAUAAGAUAAGCUAUGCUACUCUUGUGGAACGUUUUCACUUUAACUUGAAAAAAUUGUUCUUUUGCUGCUUUCCCCGUUCAUUGUAGGAGAAAUGGAAAUCAUUCACAAGGCCCCAAAAUAACAUGUAAAUAUUCAGUUGGGGAAGCAAUACGGUUCAAAACCUUGGCUUCUCCUUUUUAAUGUGCGUGGAGUUUUAAUGAGACUGAUCAUUUUUGAUGGAGGAGAGCACUGAAUUUGAACUACUGCCGAAACUCGCAGCAUUCAUACAGAUAUUAAAGUUAGCAGCUGCCAGAAAUGGAGCUGCCUGGAUAUUAAUGUGAUGUGAUUCAGGUUUCCAAAAUCUACUUCAGUGACCUGGUGCAAUAUAAUAUACCUGUGUCUAAUCCCCUAGUGGCAAAACAUUACAUUUCAUAUACUCAGGUUUUGCUUUUUAAAGUGACAAUAUGGAUGUCUAUGUGUGGAUUUGUUUUGUUUGCACUACAUUAUUUACUGAUCAGAUUUCUGGGCCACAUUCCCCAAUCUAGUGCUUUUUACUUAUUUUAGAAUUUCACUAUCAGAAUUUCCAGCUAAUAUGUCUAGUGGUCAUGUUGACUGGCGGUUUGGGGAGUUGUAGUUACAGCACAUUCAGAAGUUAACAAAUUGGGAAAAGCUGUUGCAGGUCUUUGAUAAAUCACAUUUAGUUGUCCAGUUUUUAAAAAUGGUUUGUGUUCCUUCAGUAUCACUGCAAUUCACAAACACUUAUUAGUGAUAUUUCAAAGUUAUUUUCAGCAGCAGGAAACACUACAGCUGACUGGUCCAAAGAUUGCUUGGAAAUAUUUUAUUGCACAUCUGCUUGCCUUAAGUUAUGUUUUUGGAAGACUUUGGGUUGUCAUUCAGAACUCUGUGAAGUAAUCUAUAAUCAUACAUUUGGGUCACCAGCCCUAAAGAUACUUAGGGCUGGUUCACAUGUUUCUUUGAUACCCCUGAGAUUAAAUAUAUAUGAAAUUCAAUUAAUCUUCAUAUAUUGGUGAUCUCAAAAUCUGUUUAUAUUUUUUGCAAUUUAUUUGGAGUUCUAUCACAUAAAAAUUGCACAACUCUUUCAUGAGAUUUUAUUUGCAUGUACAUGGUUUUAUAUAUAGUAUGUGAAGCAGCAUUUGUGUGUGUUUCUGUGCAAUGAGGAGUGGAAAACGGGCUGAGUGUGGGAAUUAACUGAAGAAGUGAGUUUUCUGCCAAAAUGAUGAGUUUGUGAGAAUACAAGCAUCUUUUGCUGCAGCUCAAAUUUCUCAUGUGCACUCUGUCUGCUACUUUGAAUGCCUUCUGUGAACCAGCCCUGACCUAAAACAAAAUCCCUGUAAAUUGGGAUGUAUGUGGCUUGCUGUGGCAUGAUGUUGUUUCACUGUAAAAUUAGUUGUCUUGAUUCAUUAAAGUUAUUUCUGAAGAAGUGA